GCACAAUGUUCGCCUUUGCGCCAUCUCCAGUUUCUCACGCCCCGAUGCGUCUCCGAGGAUGAUUGUACGGUAUCGACACCUGCUAGCGACCACCUUAGCCACGAUACCCUGAACCUGUCGUCUAUGCCGCCCCUCGCUGCGCCGACUUCACAGAAACUACCAUGCCUGGUCUACCCUCUACCGUAGACCUCGACGAGUGCAUAUCGCGGCUGUCGAAGAAAGAGCUGCUCGCCGAGUCCGUGAUCGAGGCAAUAUGCGCCAAAACGAAGGAGCUCCUUAUGAAGGAGAGCAACGUCGUGCACAUAAGAGCGCCGGUGACCGUUGUCGGUGACAUCCAUGGCCAGUUCUUCGACAUGAUGGAGAUUUUCAAGAUCGGAGGUCCAUGUCCAGACACGAAUUACCUCUUCUUGGGGGACUACGUUGACCGCGGUCUUUUCUCAGUCGAAACGAUAUCACUGCUAGUGUGCUUGAAGCUGCGCUACCCACAUCGAGUCCACCUCAUCCGUGGCAAUCACGAGUCCCGCGGCGUUACCCAAUCGUACGGCUUCUACACCGAGUGCUCUCGAAAGUACGGCAACGCGAACGUGUGGCAUUAUUUCACCGACAUGUUCGACUUCCUGACACUGUCAGUUGUUAUCAACGACCAGAUCUUCUGCGUACACGGCGGUCUAUCGCCUUCCAUACAUUCUAUCGAUCAGAUCAAGAUCAUUGAUCGCUUCCGCGAGAUCCCACAUGAAGGGCCAAUGGCGGAUCUGGUAUGGAGCGACCCAGAUCCCGAGCGAGAUGAGUUCUCGCUCAGUCCCCGAGGAGCUGGAUAUACAUUCGGCGCACAAGUAGUGAAGAAGUUCCUGGAGGUCAACGCUAUGUCGCAUAUUCUACGAGCGCAUCAGCUAUGCCAGGAAGGCUUCCAGGUGCUGUUCGACGACAGACUGAGUACUGUAUGGAGUGCGCCCAAUUACUGCUACCGUUGCGGAAAUAUGGCAAGCGUACUGGAGGUUAGCGACACCGGCGAACGUUUCUUCAACGUCUUCGACGCAAGUCCGGACAAUGAUCUGCACAGAGCUGAGCAGCAACAACAGCAGGGCAAGGAUGUGACAACAGAGUACUUCUUAUGAUACCCACUGCACGUACUUGUGCGACAUGGCAUUGGGGCUAGAGUUGCAUGCGGCGUACGGUAUUGUCUGCCUAAUCAUCAGCAGGGCGUUUGAGCAAUUUAAGACCUGAGUUGGCAGGCAUUGCAUAGACCCUUGUAGUUUAGAAGAAAUUGCAUUGAAAAAAGAGAGAAUUCCUAAUGCGACUCUAGGGAGCGCGUGCGAUGCAUGUAAAUGCAACCAUGGGUCCAUUCUCGGCCUUUCUAGCAAUGCAUUUCUCUCAACAUCCCAGAUACUUUGUUUCAACCCAGCGGUUCUCCAUGUCAUCUCCAAUCCUCGCUACCACUAUCUUGAUCUCCGGGAAGACACUCAGCACACGAUUCAUACCAACGCGACCAGCUGCAUAUGUGACGAAUGCUAUCCUCUCUUCUGGGACACCAUGAUCCACCAAGACUUGGACUGCCAUCAAGGCCGCAGCACCGGAGGAGAAUUGCGGAUC
Messenger RNA from Didymella exigua CBS 183.55, 1590 nucleotides. RefSeq names its product serine/threonine-protein phosphatase 4 catalytic subunit. The record is from RefSeq and is a predicted model, not a curated record. The transcript is spliced from 3 exons. Bases 162 to 1115 code for a protein of 317 amino acids. Gene Ontology annotation, molecular function: protein serine/threonine phosphatase activity. Lineage: Eukaryota; Fungi; Ascomycota; Dothideomycetes; Pleosporales; Didymellaceae. Gene Ontology annotation, cellular component: FAR/SIP/STRIPAK complex. Gene Ontology annotation, biological process: peptidyl-serine dephosphorylation.